This is a messenger RNA of Trifolium medium, 234 nucleotides long. Lineage: Eukaryota; Viridiplantae; Streptophyta; Magnoliopsida; Fabales; Fabaceae. The record is from the annotation of a GenBank genome assembly.
AUGUGUAUUGAUUACCGGCGGUUGAACUCGGCCACUAGGAAGGACCAUUUCCCUCUCCCUUUCAUGGACCAAAUGUUGGAAAGGUUAGCCGGGCAAUCUUACUAUUGUUUUCUAGAUGGCUACUCCGGGUACAACCAAAUCACGGUUGACCCAGAAGAUCAAGAGAAAACAGCCUUCACUUGCCCAUUUGGGGUCUUUGCUUAUCGUCGGAUGCCUUUUGGGUUGUGUAAUGCA